AUGGCCUCUACCUUUCCCGGGUUACAAGAGAGUUUCCAGACCAGGAGAAAGAGCGGGAAAUCCUGUUUCCUCGGCUCCAAGGCCCAAGGCCACUCCAAGCAAGUGCUUCUGGGCUGUCACAAUAACUCUUGGCCUUGCAUCUCAGGCGCCAGUGGCCAUGGCCCACUGGUCUGGCACCUUGCAGCCUUGGAGGUCAACACAGAGCGGUUUGAGAUGGAGUCCCGGGGGAUUAACCACGUGGAGGGGGGCUGGCCCAAGGAUGUGAACCCCCUGGAGCUGGAGCAGACGAUCCGGUUCCGAAAGAAGGUGGAGAAGGACGAGAACUACAUCAACGCCAUCACGCAGCUUGGCUCGAUCAUGGAGCACUGCAUCAAGCAGAAUAAUGCCAUUGACAUCUACCAGGAGUAUUUUGAUGACGAGGAUGCGGUGGAGGUGACAGAUGAGGCCCCUUCAGCUAAAACCAUCAAUGUUUUAAGGGAUCCCCAGGAAAUCAAGCGGUCAGCCACGCACCUCUCCUGGCACCCUGAUGGCAACAGAAAGUUGGCAGUGGCAUAUUCUUGCUUGAAUUUUCAACGUGCGCCCGAGGGCAUGAGCCAUGAAUCGUACAUCUGGGACCUGGAAAAUCCCAACAAGCCUGAAAUCGUCCUGAAGCCAUCGUCACCUCUUGUCACCUUGGAGUACAACCCCAAAGAUUCCCACGUGCUUCUGGGAGGCUGCUACAACGGGCAGCUGGCCUGUUGGGACACCCGGAAGGGCAGCCUGGUGGCGGAGCUGUCCACUAUUGAGUUCAGCCAUCGAGACCCCGUGUACGGCAGCAUCUGGCUACAGUCGAAGACGGGCACUGAGUGCUUCUCAGCAUCCACGGACGGGCAGGUCAUGUGGUGGGAUAUCCGAAAGAUGAGCGAGCCCACCGAGGUGGUGAUCCUGGACAUUGCCAGAAAGGAGCAGUUGGAGAAUGCCUUGGGGGCUAUCUCCCUGGAGUUCGAGUCUACUUUGCCAACCAAGUUCAUGGUGGGCACCGAGCAGGGCAUUGUCAUCUCCUGCAACCGCAAGGCCAAAACGUCAGCCGAGAAGAUUGUGUGCACCUUCUCAGGCCACCAUGGCCCCAUCUAUGCCCUCCAGAGAAAUCCAUUCUACCCUAAGAACUUCCUGACUGUGGGCGACUGGACCGCCCGCAUCUGGUCAGAAGACAGCCGGGAGUCGUCCAUCAUGUGGACCAAGUACCACAUGGCUUACCUAACCGAUGGCGCCUGGAGCCCAGUGAGGCCAGCGGUUUUCUUCACCACCAGAAUGGACGGGACCCUGGACAUCUGGGACUUCGUGUUCAAGCAGUGUGACCCUGCCCUCAGCCUCAAGGUGUGCGACGAGGCCCUCUUCUGCCUCCGGGUGCAGGACAACGGAUGCUUCAUUGCCUGUGGCUCCCAGUUGGGGACGACCACGCUGCUGGAGGUCUCGAAUGGGCUGUGCACCCUCCAGAAGAAUGAGAAGAACAUGGCUUCUUUGCACUGUGGGCACACCGUGGCACUGAACCCCCCGGUGCCGAGGCCCUGGGCGAGCCCCCUGGCUCUGCCCAAGGUUGUGGGCCCACCACUGAGCAGGUACUCCCCUGACCCAGGGCCCCACGGUCGGAGCCUGGGCACCGUCGCCUUCUUCCUCACCAAGGUCCUGUCCUUCCACCUCUUCAUCUGCCUCCAGACCCGGCUGUUUCUGCCAAAGAAAGACAGUGCAGAACCGUUGGGGGAGGAGACAGGGAAGGAGACAGGGAAGAUGGACCACCAGGACCCGGAGGCGGGCGCUCCACCAUCACCAUCAGGAGAGCCUUGGUUGCUAGUGGGGUACACGGAGGCGGGCUCUAACGUGAAACAUCCCGAGUCGUAUACAGGUGCUCCCCUGCAGCACUCGGGCGGGCAGCCCGGGCGGAGACAACUCUGCACCCCCUCUGCCUUUGGACAGCGGGUGAGGACACGGCGCCAGAGACCCCAGCCGCAGCCACGAUGCACGCUGUGCCCUUGGAAACACCAGGCAGCCGGCCGCCGCCCCGAGACGCCCAGACAGACAGACACCGGCGGCAGAGGCCGCCACGGAUGUGCGCGGCUGCCAGCGGGAGCCCGCCGGGCGCCCCCUGGAGGCGGCGGGAGAGGGACCCUGGGCACGAGCCGGGGGCCGCAGGAGGAGCCGAGGGGCUACCAAACGGACGCGGCGGCGCCGGGAGGACGCAGGGCCGCCCUGCAGGGGCUGGAGGGACGCACGGGCGGGCAGUCGCCCGCGGAAAGCGGCGCAGGCUCGGGCGCCUCCCCGGCGGAGGCGGCCAGCUCUCGCCAGCAGCGCGGAAGGGGCGGGGGCGCAGAGGCCCUCCCCUUGCCCCGCCUCCCGGUCAGCGCCCUUGGCCGCGGGCGCGUUGUUGGUUUCGGGUUGUCAGGCAGCGGCAGCGGCAGCGGCGCAGGGAGCCUGCGAGGGACCCGGCGGCGGUGGGGGUGCGGCUCGGCCAUGCCCGCUGUCGUGGCCUGA
Molecule: messenger RNA, 2508 nt
Organism: Puma concolor (puma)
Lineage: Eukaryota; Metazoa; Chordata; Mammalia; Carnivora; Felidae
Source: RefSeq, a predicted model, not a curated record